UUUUUUUCGGGUUUUGUGUGUGGCUUUAGCAACGUCUUCUUUCUGAGCCACGCCGCUAAACGCUCGACAGUCUUUGGAGAUGAAGCAUACGAAACGGAUCGCGUUCGGCUUCAAUUUAAAAUUCAACUUGAGUUCAGUUUAGUUUCUCAGUGUGCGACUAUUACAUAAGUCUCUCAAGUGCAACUAGCUAAAGAAGAUAUAAUAUUUAUUCAAUUAUUACAUAUAUAUAUAUAUGUGUAGUGGCUAAGCAAAUAGGCAAGAGCAUUCAUGCCUCAAUCGGCGCACAGCUGCAUAUUUUAAUACAUAAUUGCGCAUAAACAAAUAGAAAGAAAAUUUACAAUAAAACAAAAGCAAACAAACAAAUACUUUUUUUUAAUAACAAACACGAGCAGCUGCUGUGGCGAAUUGUUUAAGUGCACAAUGUUUUACAAAAUCGUGUGCAGCCUGUGGCUCUGCCUCGCCGUCUUGACGUGCUCCAUCAACAGCAGCAGCAGCAGCAGUAGCAGCAGCUACAAUAAUCUGGCCGGCUAUGAAGGCUAUACCAAGUAUACGGUGCUGCAUGGCGAUGAGAGCGCCUUUCAGUAUAUGGUCGAGCUGCAGACAAACGAUACGGAAGUCGACUUCUGGCUGUUGACACGGAACAUGUCCGUCCUGACGGUGGGUCCCAGCCACAAGCCGCAGCUCGAGUCGCGCCUGCUGCAGCUGGACGUGCAGUACCAGACCCAGCCACUGAUGGACCUGAUGGCAUCGCUGGAGGGCAACAGCACCUAUGCUGAAGGGGAUGAGUACGAGGAAUGCCAGCCCGGAGAUUGUGAGUCCGAUAGGCCGCACAGUCGCAAGCGUCGUCAGGCGCGCAGCUUCUUCUCGAGAUUUCCGCGCUAUCACGAGAUCCUCAACUUCAUGAGCAACCUGGCCGCACGCUAUCCCCUAUACUGUCGCUACGAGUCGCUGGGUCGCUCCAGCGAGGGUCGUCAUAUCGCGGCCCUAUCGAUUUCUCUCAACCAGCGUGUGCGUCCGCGUCGCGUCGCCUACAUACAGGCAGCUACACAUGGCCGGGAGUGGAUUACCACCCAGACGGUUCUGUAUUUGGCCUAUGAGCUGCUGACCAACCUGCGUGCCUUCCAGCGUGUGCUAAACGACGUGGAGCUGUUCCUAGUGCCGCUCGUGAAUCCCGAUGGCUAUGAAUAUACACAUACUACGGAUCGCUUCUGGCGCAAGAAUCGUCAUCGUUAUGCUGGCCUCCCGUGCACCGGCGUCGAUAUUAAUCGCAACUUUGGCAACCACUGGAACUAUCAGGGCGCCAGCCAGAAUCACUGCUCGGAGGUCUAUUCGGGCACCUCGCCCAACUCGGAGCCGGAAACAGCGGCUGUGGUGCGCUAUUUGGAAUUCAAUCGUCAUCGUGUGAAGCUCAGCCUGGAUGUUCACUCAUUCGGCAAAUUCAUUUUUUAUCCCUACGGCUAUGCGAGAAACACUGUGCCACCCACUGUGGCCACAUUGCGCUCGGUGGCGCUGAGAGCCGCCAACCAAAUCGGCAGAUAUCGCGGCACCCGCUAUACCGUCGGCACCUCAGCCUCCAUACUCUAUGAGGCGUCUGGCAGUCUGGAUGACUUUGCCUAUGGCAGCCUGGGCAUACCCUUGUCCUACACGCUUGAGCUACCCGGUGAGGAGUUCCAUGUGUCCCCCUUUGACAUCAUCCACGUCUGCAAGGAGACAUUUGCCGGCUUUAUCGAGUUCAUUCGGCACGUUAGCCUGUAUUAAGUUGUGCGGUACCCGCUGAACAUCCUUAGCAUUUAGCCAAUUGAAUUUAUAAUUGUUAAUUAAACUAAUUAUUGUCGUCGUUAUU
Molecule: messenger RNA, 1843 nt
Organism: Drosophila navojoa
Lineage: Eukaryota; Metazoa; Arthropoda; Insecta; Diptera; Drosophilidae
Product: carboxypeptidase B
Biological process (GO): proteolysis
Molecular function (GO): zinc ion binding; metallocarboxypeptidase activity
Source: RefSeq, a predicted model, not a curated record